Molecule: messenger RNA, 4564 nt
Organism: Acanthochromis polyacanthus (spiny chromis)
Lineage: Eukaryota; Metazoa; Chordata; Actinopteri; Pomacentridae
Product: far upstream element-binding protein 3-like
Exons: 19
Coding region: 59-1747 (562 amino acids)
Biological process (GO): regulation of DNA-templated transcription
Cellular component (GO): cytoplasm; nucleus
Molecular function (GO): mRNA binding
Source: RefSeq, a predicted model, not a curated record
CUUCAGCUCCAUUAGCAUCAGGAGCUAAUCCUGCUAACGGCUAGCGGCUAGUGGCGCUAUGAUGGCGGAGCUGGUGCAGGGACAGGCCUCGAUGAACCAGCCGGGGCUGAAGUCUGACGGCCUGGCCGAUGUCUUACAGAGGGCCCGGCAGAUGGUGGGGAAGAUGGGAGGAGAAGCCAUGUCCCACCUCAAUAGCUCCUCAGGAAGUGUUGAGCCUUCGCUGUACUACCCCGGACAGAAGAGACCCGGAGAGGACGGAGGUAACCAGCUCGCAGCCAUGGGCCAUCAAAGCAGGGUAAUCACAGAGGAUUACAAGGUUCCUGACAGAAUGGUGGGCUUCAUUAUCGGCAGAGGAGGAGAACAGAUCACCAGGAUCCAGCUGGAGUCGGGUUGUAAGAUCCAGAUCGCUGCUGACAGUGGAGGUCUGAUGGAGAGGCCAUGUUCCCUGACUGGAACUCCAGAGAGCAUUGAGCAGGCGAAGCGGCUGCUGGUCCAGAUCGUGGAUCGCUGUAGAAAUGGCCCCGGUUUCCAUGGCGACGGGGAGGGCGGGGCCUCGGUGCAGGAGAUGCUGAUCCCGGCCAGCAAAGUGGGGCUGGUGAUUGGCCGGGGAGGAGACACCAUCAAACAGCUGCAGGAGCGAGCCGGGGUGAAGAUGAUGAUGAUCCAGGACGGUCCGAUGCCGACGGGAGCCGACAAACCUCUUCGCAUCUCUGGAGACCCAUACAAAGUGCAGGCGGCCCGGGAGCUGGUGUUGGAGGUGAUCCGGGAGAAAGACGGAGAUUUCAGGUCGGGACGUAACGACUUCAGCGCCCGACUGGGGGGAGCCAGCCUGGACGUUCCAGUUCCACGGUUCGCUGUUGGCAUCGUGAUCGGCAGAAACGGAGAAAUGAUCAAGAAGAUCCAGAACGAUGCUGGAGUCCGAAUCCAGUUUAAAGCAGAUGACGGCAUCAGUCCGGAGCGUGUUGCCAUGGUGAUGGGUCAGCCGGACCGCUGUCAGCACGCUGUCCACCUCAUCAACGAGCUCAUCCAGACCGCUCAGGAGCGGGAUGGUUUUGGCUCCGCCCUGCGAGGUGGGCGGGUCAGAGGGCGAGGCGAAUGGACGAUGGGCUCACCUGGUCCUCUUCAGGAAGUCACCUACACCAUCCCUGCUGACAAGUGUGGCCUGGUCAUCGGUAAAGGUGGAGAAACCAUAAAGAGUAUUAACCAGCAGUCUGGAGCUCAUGUGGAGCUGCAGAGGAACCCUCCACCCUCCACCGACCCCAACACCAGGGUCUUCACCAUCAGAGGCACCGCCCAGCAGAUGGACCUUGCCCGCCAGCUUAUAGAUGACAAGAUCGGGGGUUCAGGGAUCAUGAGUAACGGAGGGUUUGGCUUCAGUCCCUUCACCCAGGGUCCUGCUGCUCACCAGAACUGUGGCAGCGGGCAGACCUUCCUGACCGGAGUUUGGGGAAAUACCUACCAGACCAGCUGGCAGAACCCUGGACAGCAAGACCCUGGUCACAGUGUGGCUCAGACAGGACAGAUGGACUACUCUAAAGCAUGGGAGCAGUACUAUAAGAAGCUAGGUCAGCAGAACCAGCCUCAGAGCUUGAUGACAGACUACAGUAAGGCCUGGGAGGACUACUACAAGAAACAGACAGGCCAGUCGUCCCAGCAGAGUUCGGUGCCAGACUACACUGCAGCGUUAGCAGAAUACUACAGACAGCAGCCCUACCUGUGGAACCCCGCCCAGAUACAGGAUCACUAGAGGCUCCUCCCCUCGCCGGCGAAGGCCUCGGAUGGUCGUCAACGGCAACCGAAUCGGGGUUUCCUAGCAACGCUCUGCCGCUUCCUCCUUCCUUUUUGUAGAGAAAAACUAAGGAUUAACUGAAAAAUCACGAACUCUUUUCUUUCUGUUUUUUAACCUUACAAAGUCGAUAUUUUGUCGGGCCGAUUUUUUUGGACUAGCCUCUGGUCUCUCCACAUGUAGACCUGGUUUUUCUUUUUGUUUUAUUUUUUAUCAAACUUGAACUUAAAGAUGUAUCAGUGUGGCUUUGAACAGAACAAAUCCAGUAUAAUCUAUAUUUUGUCUAGUUUUAUUUUCCGAUAAGAAAACGGUAUAAGGCUUAGCAGUCUUGAGUAAGAAAAUCAGAUAUUAUUAUUAUUAUUUUGUUUAUGAUAAUGUUUUAAAGCAUGCGUCAGAUUGUGUGUGUUGACUCUCAGUUAUUUUUGUUUUUUAUUUUGGCAUAGAAAUAUUUUAAUAGCGUCGGAUGGAAAUGUAAUGUUUUACCGUCAGAGACUGUUUUUUGUACUAAAUCUGUGCUCGCUGGGUCUGUUUGUUCUAAUUUUACCUGUUUAGUCGCCAUCUUGGAGGUGCAAUGACGCGUUUCUUGUUUUCUUUUGGUUUGAUGAUAGUUCUUAUUCCUGUAUCUCUAUAGUGAUUUCUUUAGGUUUUAUGAUGUAUUGAUGAAUAAAUGACGAUUUAUAUUGUGUUUGUCUAAAGCCAGAUCUCUCUGUGGUCAAACACUUCCUCACAGGGUUUAACCUCCAGCUGACACCACGUUUUCCCGCCUCCACUUUCGUUACGAAAAGGCGGGAAAUUGCUAUUUUCUUACAGUGAAACUUUAUUAUUGUUGUUGUAACCUAGUUCUGCAUUUCUGCUUUGCCGUUUUUUUUUUCUUUUGUGGGAGAAAUGUUCAGAGCUGAAGAAUGAAGUUAAAGAAUCUAUUAGCAGUGUGUUAGCCUAACUAACGUGUUGGCUAAAUGUGCUAGUUCGCUGAUUGAUGUUUGUUAGCAGAAAGGUGUGCGUUACCUCAGCUGUGGGUUAGCUGAAUGAAUGUUUCUGUUAGCUGCAAGCUGUGCUUUAUUAGCUGAGUGGUGCCUGAUAGCUGAAUGCUAACAGAAAAGAUGUGCUGUCUGGAACUUAUGCUAGGCGUUGAAUGUUGGUGUUUUUUACUGAAUAUACAUGUGACAUAUGUUAAGCUCAAUGAACUUGGUGACUGACCUGUUAGUUUGUCUGGUGUAUAGCCAUUAGCUAACUUGUGCGCUAACUUGGUGAUCUGCUGCACUCAGCUAAAUCAAACAGACCGUAAAUAGUGAGAGAAAUCUUUCAUUCCAUCAUACUUUUUACCAAACUGGAGACAAAAUAGCUACAAAGAUCUUGUGCUGGUGUUAGCAGCGAAAUAUUAGCAUUAAUUCAAUCAGUUCUACUAAUUAAUCUAAAUUUGACUUCCUCACAAAUUAUCUAGUUUAACUAGCAUCAAAUAACAAAUAAGCCUCCGAGAGUUUAGCAUUGGCUGAGUGUUCGUUGGUAAGACAUAGAGAAAACGGUGUAUUGUAGCUACAUAGAGCUGAAUCUGACUUACAAAUGUUAGCUGAAUGUGUUAGCAUUGUGUUUUUUGGCAGAAGAUUGCGUUAGCUAACUGAGCAUUGUGUUUGCUCGCUGAGUGUUGUUUUGUUGGCUCAACAUUGUGUUAGCUAACUGAGCAUUGUGUUUGCUAGCUGAACAUUGUUACCUGAGCAUUGUGUUUGCUAGCGUUGUUUGCUAGCUGAACGUUGUAUUUGUUAGCUUGGCAUUGCGCUUGCUAGCGUUGUCCUUGCUCACGCUGUUUGGUAUCUGAGGGUUGUGCUUGCUAGUGCUGUGUUUGCUAGCGUUGUUUGCUAGCCCUGUGUUUGCUAGUGUUGUGUUUGCUAGCUUUCCGUGUCGGACCACAGAGAGGUUUGUCUUGCUGAGGGACUUCUGGCUGUUGUUGAGUUGAAUUUGGAAUCAGUGGUUCUGCUUCUUGUGUGCGUGACGAUGAUGAUGAUCAUAAUUAUGAUAAUAAUGCGUUCUCCUAUUUGGUGGUCUAUUUAAAUCUGUUUAUCCUCUUCUGAAUAUUCAGUUUGUCAGUGAGAUGAUGGUUUGUGUAAAUUUCCACUCUCUGGCGGGUGCUCUCCAGUUAAAAAUGUUCUUUGUUAUCCUGUUAAAAAUGAUAUUGUUUAAUUCACAUGUUGUGUCUAACCGAUUUGCAAAGAGAAGCUGAGUAUGUGUUAUUUUCUCAAGACUGCUAGGCUAACUGUCUCUAUCUCCUCUCCGUGUUUGUCUGUCCGUUUAGUCGCCGCUACGCUAACAAGCUGCCGUUCAACACGCCUGUAACCGGACCGUGUGAUUCCAGAUGUGUUGAAGAUCUGCGGCUUGUUAGCGUAGCGGCUAGCAGGGAGAAGAGCUGUAGUGAAGGGCUUAAAAUGCCCCCAGAUGUAUUAAAACCACCGGGUCGAUACUGGCCGGGUCCGGUUCCAGGCCUCGCCGAGCCUCCCAACGUCCCAGAACCAGGACCGGACCCGGCCGUCCACUCUGGCUUAGAUCUUCCUAGUCCUGAGCCCCGGUCCUUCAGGGGGCGGGGAGCUUUUGGUUUCAUGGUUUCUGUUGUUUUUCUAAUGGACACACGUCCAAACUGUAACCUGCAGAUUUUUCUAUUAGAUUCUAUUGACAGAUAGAGUUGUGUAUGAACCCGAGCCACGAGACUGUCGGUGGCCGAGGAUGAGGAGGGUGAUGAUGAUGAUGAUGAUUAACAUGAGGGCUAAUAAACAGGCUCAUUCUUUCUGA